AUGAGCUUCAACAUUUCAAAUUCGAAAUCAUCGGCAUAUUUUGGAGCAGGCAUUUCAUUCAGAGCUGUAAUGAAUGGUUUAGCAGAGACUGCUGGAAGCCUAUCUAGAAAGCUGCGGUCGAAAAAUGUCUCCACGACAGAGGUUUACGACAUUUCCAUCAAAUUGCUUAAUGGUGAUAUUGCGGUCUAUUUCCCCAAGAAGGAAAUCUUCGUAUUGGAUUUGAUUGUGGAUCGUUGGAAUAACCAGAAAAAUGUUCACUUCAAGCGGGAUCCUCAAAUUUGGCGUCUUUUCAACCUAAUGUGGGAGUCUGUACAAAUGGAAGACCUACGCAAGAAAACUUUUAAGAGCUUGAAGUACGUGCCACAUUUGAUCCAAACAUUGGAACUACCAGAUUUAGAGCACAAUGCCGAAGUUGCUUGCGUUUUGCAAAAGAAUUUUGAGCUUUUAAAUUCAAGCUUGAGCGUCGAAAUGAAUACCGAUCAGGCCCUUUUAAUCAUCGCAGGUGUGCUGAAAGUUAUUCUCGACUGUCCCGAUAUUCGAUCUGUGGAAAGAGAGAAGCUCAUAGAAGAAACUAUGAGGCUGACAAAUAUGCAUACACAUAUGCAGGCUGGCGGUUCCAACAAAUUAUCCUCCAUCUUUUGCCAACAUCCGCUUUCUAGUAUCUUACAAUAUAACGCCGAGUAUCAUAACUCUGAAUCAAAUGUUCUUAGCAUGCUUGUUUCAGUCUAUCUGUUUGGACCGGAUAUUAACAGUAUGAAGCAACUGACGACCUUCGUCGACACAUUCGGCAGGGACCUUUCCAACAAGUGCUUGACUGUCCUUUUCAAGGAAUGCAUUCAUGAAUUUUCAAAAUCCUCCAUGAGCCAGCUUGAAGAGGUAUUCUCCUUACUGACUAAAGCUCGGCCUGGUUUAGCUAUUGUGCUCCUAGAAGAACUCUGCUCUUUAAAGCAAACCCUUUCUCAGCAAUUCUUGGAGAGUCUGUUUGACGAAUUUUUUCAGAAGCUUUCGAAAACCUCCCAAGAAGAUGACUGGAAGAUGAUCAACCGGAUCAUAACCCUUGAUCUGGAAGUGGGAAUCAUCAACACGCGCAGGAUAAUGGAUAAAGUAGCGACAGAAGAAACCACUAAUUUAUCCGCAGAGACAUGGGAAAACUUGAUAGAAUGCUAUGUCAACGCAAGAGAACUUCCUAAAUUGCUAACCGAAUGGAAGGAAUACUCGAUAUCGGAAAGUGGCUCUACGUGCUUUGUCGAUGUGCCUGAAAUGGCUAACAAAAUUACCAAAAACAUAUCUGCACUCUCCGUUCUUCAAAUGCACACCUUCUUCAAAGAGCUCUUCAACGAUCUAAGGGAACGACAUGAGAUUGGAGACAUUAUUCUGAAAGCAUUAGGUAUAACGAUACUUGGAUUGCGUUCACUGCCUUACAACCACUUACCUGAUUUGGAACCAGUGCUCUCUCAAAUAUUUGAUCUCCAUAUUGUUAAAAAGACUAGUGCGUACUGGUCAUACGCUUUCCAUUUUCUAGACCUGUAUGAUGAUAUUUUCUCAGAGGAUAGCUUGAGUCAAAUCCACUCGAGCGUCACUGAUUCUUUAAAAAGGCGAGACGAAUCUAGUGAUCUAUUCUUUACAGCCUUCAAAUUAAGGGAGUUAAGAGAUUAUGAUCUUGAGAGCACGAUAGAAAAAUUCAUGGCCUUUUUCCUUUCAGCUCCUAAGAGUGAAAGACAAAACCUGACAUCAAGGUUAUUUUCAAGGUGGUCCACGAUAGUUAAUAUGCUCUUUUCUCAAGAUCAAAUUUCUAUAUUGGUAGAAGGGCUUUUGGAUAAAGAAUGUCGCAAUUUUCUGACCAUGGUCACCUCCUCUGAUGACUUCUAUGAAGAGGACAGAGUAGUGUAUUCGCUUAUUGCCCAAAUGGUCGAUAAUGUAAAUGAUCAAAGCGUGGUAGAGCAAUUUUCCAUUAUACCGAUUAAGUGCAUCUCUAAAGCUGUGCGGAUACGGACUAUUGACACUUUGUGUGAGAAGUCAAUUUUGACAGCCCGCGACGUCGUGCUUGUAACACAUUUGCUCUCAAAUCCCACAUUCAAAUCUUCUGUUGAAGUUGAUGUCAACGUUUUGGAUAAAAUUUUGAGCCAAGAUAGUCUAUCUCAUCUUACCGAUCCUAUUCUUGACAAAAUUAUCUCAAACCACAUUUCACAGCGCCAUGACAAGGUUAGCGAGCUCUUUAUCACCAAACUGGUGGAUCACGUUGUUCUUAACUUGCGAAAGGGACUCAGCAUACCUGCAACAAAAAUCGCAGUUCAUCUUUUGAGCAAACUUAACUUCGAUGAUUCGUUGGUCAAAGGUCUGCAAGAUAUCGUACUAGAGACAUUAUUUGCAUUUUCCACCCAAGAGUGUAAUGUUAAAGAUAGAAAGGCCACAGUAAUAUGGUCAUUACGCGUGCUAUAUGAAUUACACCAAGGUACAAUGUCAAUUCUUUCCAAAGAUAAGAUCGAUGUCUUAAUAAAGGGCCUUAUGGGAAGUUACCAUACUGGAAAGCUUGACCUGGAAUUGACAGGUGCGAUAUUUCCCCUGUACUGCUGUGCAUUUCGCGACCAGCCAAAAAUCCUCUCGGCUCACUACAUCGUCCUAAGACAAUCCAUUCCAAAAGAGCUAUUGUAUGACGCUAUUGAUAAGCUUGUGACAGAAAUAGCUGAUGACUUCACAAAUUUCAAUGACUUAUUGGACUCCGUGGUAGCGUCUUUCCACGAACAAAAUCAAGAAUAUGUGGUCAGCCUACUCGAACUUUUGGAAAUUUUGCUCCCCAACUUGCAGAAGGAAAACGUGGAGGGCAGAAAGUUGUUUGCACAAGCAAUUUCAGAAUUCAGUACUCAUCUAGAGCGCAUCGUUUGUCAAGAAAAGCAGACUACUAUUGGACUGAUGGAAAAACUCAAAGACUUACUUGUGUGGAAGCCUUGGCUAUUCGGUCAGUACACCAUCGAGAUUCUAUUUCCAUGCUGCUUACGAGCUAAUAUUUCGUUGAUGAAGGAAGAUGAUGAGGACAAUGAUACGAUAUUUAUAUGCACAUCCCAGCUUCUAUCACACGUCAUUUUAUAUCAUCGUUUCAAGCUAACCAAUCGUCACCACUUGGUGAUAUCCUAUUUAUGCGCCAGCUUGGAGCUCUUCACUGCAAAUUCGAACUUAAGGCUCACGCAGAGAUCUGGAGAGGCCUACAGUAGGCUUAUCAGCGUCUUUUGCGAACCUUCUAACGAUACAAAGAAUAACAAACAGCGAAGCUCUCUACAGUCGCAAGUUGGGCAGAUCAAAAAGUCUCUAAGAAGGCACGCUCCGAUUCUUUUACUAAAGUACAUCAACUUGGCAAUAAACUCAGCCUUCACUAAUGAUAUCAAAGAAAGCAUAAACGGAGGUGUAUUCUCUAUAUUUGAUGUUCUUUCAAGUACCGAACUGGCGGUGGUAAAUGCUUCCCUGGAUAAUCCCGGAAGAGUUUACUUCAAAACGAUGUAUGCUGAUUACAAGAGAGAUGGAAAGUGGCGCGAAGACUAA
Lachancea dasiensis is the source of this 3534-nucleotide messenger RNA. The record is from the annotation of a GenBank genome assembly. Lineage: Eukaryota; Fungi; Ascomycota; Saccharomycetes; Saccharomycetales; Saccharomycetaceae.